CUUUGGAUUUGCCGCUGUGAUGUACAUGAUUAUGAGUGUAGGGAUUAUGCUUAAUGAGAAUGCAUACAACAGAGCAUAUGAGAGCAUCAUAUGGGUGUGUUUUUAUUUGGCUCAACUCAUCUAUUUAGACAGAUAUUCUCAAGUCCGUUUCAGAAAAUUUUUAAUCUAUAAUAGGUUCGGUAUCAUGCACCUACUGGCUACAGAUAUUCUAUUCUGGUUUGACAUUGUUGUCUAUGAUACAAAGGAAGAUUAUCAACACCCUACGAUACACCCUUUUUGUAAUUCAUCGGCACAAGAUAAUCAAGACGUUGGAUCUGCCAGAACGUAUGUAGGAGCAUUUGCCGUCGAGUACUGUUUUAUAGCCGUGUGUCUCUUAAGCAGCAUGUGGAGUAAUAUCGGACGAACAGUGAUCAGACGGAACACCGAGAACAUCUCGAAGCACACAUACCCCAUUAUGAAGUCAUUGUACGGCAUUAUAGGGGGCGUGCUAGUACUUAGUCUUAUUAUAGCCCUUGGGGUAUGUGUGUUCAUUAGACUGUGUCCUCUUUGUGGGCAUUAUUUUAAUAUAACGGUCAUUAUUUAUGGUUUGCUUUCCUUAUGUUCUUUGAUUUGUAUGAUAAACACAAACCUUUUAGAAGAAAGAGAAGGCGAGGGUGGCCCAAAACCAGAGGAAUUCACUUCAAGUGUCAUAUACGAUGGAGUUCUGUUAAUGUUUUGUCUUAGUCUCUUUAUCUUACAGACAAUGUAUACGACAGUUUCACUUAUCAUCCAAUACAAAACAGAUGGGUACACAACGUAUGUUAUUGCAGUUUGCCUGUACUUUUUCUUUCCCAUUUCUCAGGCAGUCCUGCUUAGGCUCUGGCAAACACAUACAAUUGACCGAUCAAGACGACAUCGUUUUAACAUGAAUAUGAUAAUAUUCCUAACAAUUUCAAAUUUUGCAUUGUGGAUUGGCGAACAUUAUCAACAAAAACUCGGUCAGUUAUUCUUUACAACAGAGACAAAAGUAUAUGGAAUAUAUUUGUGGUAUAUAAUACAUCACAUUACUGGCCCGUUCCUCAUCCUUUACUUUUUCCAUUCAAGUGUUUGUCUGUUUGAAAUCUGGACAUUAUUUGGUUCAGUGUAAUAUAUUACCGGUAGUUUGUAUAAAUUGAGGUGAAGCAUGAUGGAAAGUAUUAAUAUUUAUAAUAUUUAUACAAUAUUUUGUAUUGAAGGACAAAUUAAAACUAAAUAUAUAAUACAUAUGAAGCCCU
Molecule: messenger RNA, 1253 nt
Organism: Anneissia japonica
Lineage: Eukaryota; Metazoa; Echinodermata; Crinoidea; Comatulida; Comatulidae
Product: proton channel OtopLc-like
Exons: 3
Coding region: 20-1126 (368 amino acids)
Biological process (GO): proton transmembrane transport
Cellular component (GO): membrane
Molecular function (GO): proton channel activity
Source: RefSeq, a predicted model, not a curated record